Messenger RNA from Ornithorhynchus anatinus (platypus), 606 nucleotides. RefSeq names its product atherin-like. NCBI's taxonomy places the organism in Eukaryota, Metazoa, Chordata, Mammalia, Monotremata, Ornithorhynchidae. The record is from RefSeq and is a predicted model, not a curated record. The coding region runs from base 1 to 606 and encodes 201 amino acids. The transcript is spliced from 2 exons.
AUGGUGCCGCCGUGGGCCUCCCGGCGGGCGGGGUCGGCCGGCCUCGCUCACGCCCGGGAGACGACGACGACGACGGGACCCCGCUUCUUCGUCGCCGCCGCCGCCGCCGCCGCCGCCGCUGCCGCCACAGCCACUACAGGUCCGCCAUCUUGUAACCCGAUUCUCUGUCCCUUUCUCUUCCUCCUCCCGCGGGCUCCCCGGGCCGCGCUCGCAGGGGCUACGGCGGCCGACGAGGGCCCGCGCGCGAGACGACGGCGCCGCCGGACGCUCCCGGCGCGCGCGCCACCCGCCCCCGGUCGCUCCUUCGCGCGCGCGCGCCACUCCCCCACCCCGGCCGCUGCCGCGCGCGCAGCGCGCGCCACCCCGCCCGGCCGUUCCUUCACGCGCGCGCGCGCGCCCGCCCAGAUCUCGCGAGCUUUCGGCCCCGGGCUGACGCCGCGCUUUACCUCAGGCCUCCUCCCGCCUCAGGGCGGCCCUCGACCUGUCAAAGGCGCCCGGGCCCCGGCGGCCAAGAGGGGUCGAAUACCGUUGCCCUCCCCUUGCGACACCCACCCCCCCCCCCAAAAAGCCCUUUCAACACCCACAAUGUCUGGGGUUAUUUUCUAG